This is a messenger RNA of Gadus macrocephalus (Pacific cod), 1392 nucleotides long. It is a transcript of the gene gng14, whose product is annotated as G protein subunit gamma 14. Gene Ontology annotation, cellular component: heterotrimeric G-protein complex. Bases 313 to 531 code for a protein of 72 amino acids. Lineage: Eukaryota; Metazoa; Chordata; Actinopteri; Gadiformes; Gadidae. Gene Ontology annotation, molecular function: G-protein beta-subunit binding. The record is from RefSeq and is a predicted model, not a curated record. The transcript has 2 exons. Gene Ontology annotation, biological process: G protein-coupled receptor signaling pathway.
GUGGUUUGGUGACCUUUCUAAUUCUUUGCUCUGUGACCUUCUACCUGCAGGGGCACUUUGAAAUGGCCAUAUUGGGAGUGGGGGGAAGGGAAACUAACCUUAACCCUUGUUAAAAAAAACGUAAAAUAACCCUGGGCAGAGACAGGUGCCCUGAACGGUGCAUGGUCCAUCAGAUGCCGCAAAAGAUAACAACCGAUUAAAUGAAAAGCGUGGCUUGCAAUAUUGUUUACAUUCUAUUUUCUUCUAUUAUUUAGCAUUACUUUCUGAGUUGAUGCCAUCAGCUGUAGUUGGAAUGCUGACCUGAAGACCAACAUGCCGGGAAGCGUUUGUAGCAGCAGCAGCGUCAUACAGGCGAAAAGGAUGGUGGAUCAGCUUCGAGUUGAAGCCGGCAUGGAGAGAUUCAAGAUCUCCCUAGCUGCGGCGGAGCUGGUUCAGUAUUGUCAGGAACACAGACGCAGUGACCCUCUUCUCACUGGGAUCACUGCCUCCUCCAACCCCUUUAAAGACAAGAAAACCUGCAUACUGCUUUAAGAGGCAGUUGAAUCCUGUGAGGAUUUUAUUGGCUUCAUCAUUCAUUUGUUUGCUGCAUUUGGUACAAGAUAUGUGCUUUAUAGAUUAAAUGCAUGGUCGUUAUAAUUGACUAUUAGGAGUCUAGUUUAGAUUCAGCUGAGGAAAUUGAAGCAAUAUGGAAGGCUUUAAUUUGUAUCGUUUACAAAAAAACUCCAUAGGAUGGCUAAUCAAUGUUAUAAUACAUGUACAUGUUGAAGGUAAAAUGAAUGUUUUACCAGUAAUUCCUUAGCUACAAUAACACAAAAUAUAGUACUGUGCCAAUGUGCUUCACACAGCUAGGGACCUCUGCAUUCAGCCCACAAUUGUCAGGCCAGCAAUCACAUCACAAUGCAUAUGAAAAUAACCAUACCAUACAAUCAGAAUCACGUCUGUUUUAUUUCCCAUAGUGUUGAGUACCGUGUUCACAUCUAGCGUUUUUUUUUUUUUAAUCUGCCAGCGCUUGUUUUACAUUAUAUUUUAUGGAGCAGAGCGUUUCUGGAAAAAGUCACGGCCGUUUUUUUAAACGCCUCUCCCAGCGUUUUUUUCUGCCAUACGGAGCGUUGAAAAAAGUUCAACUUUCAGGAAGAAAGUGUCCGACGUCACGCGUCUUUUUGGCAACUGACCAAUCACAAGCGGAACAUCGAAGGAAACUCAACUGUCAAAACAAGUCCGUGGUGGACAAAUCAUUCGGGAAAGUGCCGGUGGAGCGAUUAUUAGUUUUGAUUACAGAACAUGUCGAGAUCUACGAUAUGUCUAAUGGGCUCCAGCCUGGAUGGAUACAUAGUAGCCGUGUAACGUCGGGUCUAGAAUGGGUUCCAUGCUAGGCGAUAGAAUAAACGCUCU